Messenger RNA from Tachyglossus aculeatus (Australian echidna), 3188 nucleotides. RefSeq names its product mitochondrial calcium uniporter (gene MCU). The transcript has 9 exons. Gene Ontology annotation, molecular function: calcium channel activity; uniporter activity. The coding region runs from base 1 to 1410 and encodes 469 amino acids. The record is from RefSeq and is a predicted model, not a curated record. Gene Ontology annotation, biological process: mitochondrial calcium ion homeostasis; calcium import into the mitochondrion. Lineage: Eukaryota; Metazoa; Chordata; Mammalia; Monotremata; Tachyglossidae. Gene Ontology annotation, cellular component: mitochondrial inner membrane; uniplex complex.
AUGGAGGGAGGGAGCGGCGAGAGCAUCGGAGAGCGGGUCGAGGCCCGAGCUCGCCGCGCUCGCCCGGCCCCGCCGGAGGAGACCCGGCGUCUGAUUGACGGGCCCCGGACCACGCCCCCCGGCUUCCUAUUGGCUCCGGCGGGCCACGCCCCCGCCUCACGAUUGGCUCCGGCGACCUUCGGGCCACGCCCCCGCCUCACGAUUGGUUCCCGCGACUGGCGGGCCACGCCCCCUCCCGCCUUCCGAUUGGUCUCGGCGGGCGGGCGGCCACGCCCCCGCCGUCCGAUUGGCCCCGGCGGGCGGGCGGCCACGCCCACGCCGUCCGAUUGGCCCCGGCGGGGGUCCGGCCACGCCCCCCCGGGUGGGCGCCGGGGGGACGGACGGGCGGGCCCCGUCCCUCCCUCCCUCCCUCCCUCCGGGCGGGCGGAGCGGCGGGGAUCGUCCGCCCGCACCGGCACCUUCCCGCCGCUGGCCGGGGGCCGCGCCCGAACCCCGAGGAGGACGGUGCACCAGAGGCUCUCUUCCUGGCCGAAACUGAGAGUUGUCUAUUGCAGUACUGUUUUGCCCUCUGAUGAUGUGACGGUCGUGUACCAAAACGGGUUACCUGUGAUCUCGGUGAGGCUGCCCUCCCGGCGUGAGCGCUGCCAGUUUACCCUCAAACCUAUCUCAGACUCCGUGGGCGUAUUUCUCCGGCAGCUUCAGGAGGAAGACCGGGGGAUCGACCGGGUGGCCAUCUACUCUCAAGAUGGUGCCCGAGUAGCCUCAUCCACAGGGAUUGACCUCCUGCUCCUUGAUGACUUCAAGCUGGUCAUUAAUGAUUUAUCCUACCAAGUCCGACCGCCAAAGAGAGAGCUCCUAAGCCACGAAAGCGCAGCCUCGCUGAAUGACGUGAAGACCCUGGUCCAGCAGCUGUACACCACACUCUGCAUCGAUCAGCACCAGCUGAGCAAGGAGAAGGAGCUGUUGGAGCGGCUCGAGGAGCUCAAGGAACAGUUGGCUCCCCUGGAAAAGGUGCGGCUGGAGAUCAGCAGGAAAGCCGAGAAGAGGACGACCUUGGUGCUCUGGGGCGGGCUGGCCUACAUGGCCACCCAGUUUGGCAUCCUGGCCCGGCUCACCUGGUGGGAGUACUCUUGGGACAUCAUGGAGCCCGUCACCUACUUCAUCACCUACGGAAGCGCCAUGGCGAUGUACGCUUACUUCGUAAUGACGCGUCAGGAGUAUAUCUACCCAGAGGCCAGAGACCGACAAUACCUGUUAUUUUUCCAUAAAGGAGCCAAAAAGACACGUUUUGACCUAGAGAAAUAUAAUCAACUCAAGGAUGCGAUUGCUCAGACAGAAUUGGAUCUAAAGAGGCUGAGAGACCCACUGCAGGUACACCUGCCCCUCCGGCGUAUCGGCGAUAAAGACUGAUCAGCAAGAACCUCCGAGCCCCCGCCAGACGCAGCACCUGUUUAUAACUCUUGCCUUUUGAAUUAAAGCAUUACAGGUGGCCGCUGGGAGGUGUGAGGGUGGAGGGUUUUUACCUUUAAUUGAGAAACGAAAAAAACAAAAAGGAUCUUAGGACAAAGAACGCUAAAAUCUGACGAUCAGGCAUUGUGGAAUGGAAGUUUCAAAGGGCUCGCAGAAUACUGUCUUAGUCCAACAUCUUGGUUUCUGGCAGAAAACGACGGACGGCUGAGGGUUGGGGGAGAUGUUUCUGAAGGACCGAGGCGGGCUGGGGGUGCUUGCCCUGGUGUCUCCGCAGGGUCUGCGGCUCAGUAACCCACCGGCGUCCCACUCAACUCAGACUGUUUUUUCAUUUAACUUAUUUUUUGACAGACCGGUAACUAGGGUCUCCCCACGAAGCAAACCACCCAGGUCUGGGCUGGGGGAGCAGAAUCUGAGCCAAGAUCAUUUGCCCAUUGCCGAUCUGGUCCGUGUAAAAUUCCUGCAAGCGGGCAUGUCUCCAGAGGACAGGAAUUUCUGUCCCAUAGGACCCCCCCCCCGACCCCUCCACCGCCUCCAUUUCACUGACGGCCCCCGGCUGCUGCCACUCGGUACAUGAAGCCAUUCUACCUGAAUCAGACACGGAAUCCACUUCUGAUUGAUAAUUAACACGUAAGACGGUUCCUUUAUACCUUCUUAAACUUUGACAAAUCCCAGUGCCUGGGUCUGCAUCUAGGAAUCAGUGGCGACGCUGCAUGAGUUUUUUUACGAAUCGAUCUUUUCAAGAUAGGGAGAUGUCUCUACUCCUGCUUCCCCUUUCCCAGCCCCCCCCCACCCCACCCCACCCACGUCCCAUUUCCGUGCCCCAAGUCAGGAAGGUUUAGGCUUAAGGCGUAGGUUUAGGAGGUGGACUCAGAAUCAUGAUUUGUCUAAUCAAGCAGUUUCAGAAUCAGAAUGAUUCCACCGCUGUUCAUCGGCUUGCGCGUGACUCCCCGCGAGGCUGCCCUCGGUGCCCCCGCCCGGUCCGGAGACUCCGUCGACAGACACCCGCUUUGGUCUGCUAGCCCGCGCCCCUCCCUGGGAGCCCAGGAGGCCGACUCCAGGCUAGACGGGAGGAUGCGCCUCGUUCUCACUUCUGCCUUCCACCAGCUCUUCUUACCGGGUGUUUCUUCAGGGUCGUUGAAAGAACGGAUCAGUCCCUCCCUCUCGCCUCCGAAAUGUUCUUCUGCCCCGCGCCCCAUGUGACAUCCUCGUUCAGAAAGUCAGAGGCAUCAGUGUCUCUCCCUAUCCUGUUUGUCACUGCUGGGAGGACUGGACGGAGGGGAGGAGAAGGGCUUAGCGCACAGCUCAGUGGCUUUCUUCCAUUGCACAGUUGGCUUCUCCUCACUCUGGCGAGUGGCUUUUUUUUUUUCCCCCAUUCUCCUUUGGGGUGUCGUGUGUGAAACGCAAACCUGAGAGAAGGACGUGACCCGGACGGUCACCAGGUGCCUUGCAGAUGCUGAAACCUGGCCAAGAUUGCUGUUGCCUCUGCUACCACCACCCCUCCUCCUCCUCCUCACCCAGUGGCAUGAUGGAAUGGACGGAUGCAUGUGUCUCCCUUUCACACACCUCCCCCCUCACCCCCUCACCCCUCCCCUUCCGUUUGGUCUUCCUUUUUUUAAUUGUGUGGAUUAUUUUUAAAACGUUUUAUCCUGAUUGUGGGCAGGGUUUUUAAGGGGAAAUAGCACAGUGUGGGAAGCAAAUCCUUAGCGUGCGCAUGUGAG